This is a messenger RNA of Psylliodes chrysocephalus, 2187 nucleotides long. The record is from the annotation of a GenBank genome assembly. Lineage: Eukaryota; Metazoa; Arthropoda; Insecta; Coleoptera; Chrysomelidae.
AUGUCUCAAAGACAUCAUGCAAACAGAAUAUCUGUUCCAGGCUCACAAAGUUAUGCUGCCAGAAGACCUAUUUUGGUAACACCCAAAAGAAAACCAGAAAGAGUCGUAGUAUUAUACAAUGAGUCCGGAGAGAACGUUACUCCAAAACCUUUAAAUCCCGAUAUUUUUGCUGGCAGGGAAAGACAAAUUAGUGUACAUGAAUUUUCUGAAAGAGCAGAUAUUAGCAGAAUGUCGGAAAAUUCUGCAAUGUAUUUAUCUAAGUCACAAUCCACGGUAAAAUUUAAACAUGACCUCGAUAAACAAGGUGCCGCUAUUUCAGUCCAGUACAAAGGAAGUUUGCAAUCAUCAGCAAGUGAUGCAUAUUUGGAUAUAUUUGUUGCUGAUGAAGAUGGCCGAACUGAUGAUGCUUCAAUUGGAACUACUGGUGGGGCUAAAGCGCUAUUUAAAAUGAAGAAAACUCCAACAAGUAUUAGUUUAAUUUUAAGUGAAACCUCAACUUUUUUCUUACUGGAUCUAACCAGUUGUACAGAACUGAAAGAUACAGAUGAAGGAACUCUAGUUGAACAAGACAAUGAACGUUAUGAAUAUUUAACAGUCGGAAAAGGGAAACACAGAAAAAUAGUUCAAGCAGAAGUUCAAACUAUGCCAAUGGUAUUAAAAACUCGAAACACUUCUUAUGAAAAAACUAAAACUCAAGUUGGUUCAGCAUUUGUUUCUGUAUAUGACAUGUACGAUACAUUUCAAGUGGCUAAGGAAGACAGUGAAGCAGAGGAAGACGAGAGUGCUGACGAAAUUGAAGAUGGAAAUGUUAAAUUAGAUGAUUCAGGAUCGGUAGAAAGUUUCAAAUUGUCAUUGGACGAAAAAUGUAUGUCGAAGUUAAUGAAAAAUGCGAAAUUUUUGGAAGCUUGCAUUGUUAUGGAAAGAUUACUUGCCAAUAAUUGUUACAAUGAACAACAAAAAGUCUUUAUAGGAUUAUCCGAUCCAGAUCCGUUCAGGGAAAAUAUUCAAUAUAAAUAUAGGCUGAAGUUGUUAUGGACUUUUGCAAAUACUGAUACUACUGGUAGAUCAGUAAACUCUUGCGACUGGAAUCCACAAAACAGAGACAUAUUAGCCGUGGGAUAUGGAAAAUUCUAUUUCCACGAUAAUAUAACAGGAUUAGUAUUAAUAUGGAACAUAAAAAAUCCCGUCCAACCUGAAAGAAAAUACGUGUUUCCAAAACCAGUAACAGCGCUGCAAUUUUCAAGGGGCACUCCGGUUUUACUGGCAGUUGGUUUUUAUAAUGGUUCAGUCAAAGUUUUAAAUAUAUCUAGUAGGGAAACGAUGAUAAUUGGCGAAAAUGUGCCUACUUUUGAACCAUGUUGGAACAUAAUAUGGCAAUAUGGAAGAAAUGAGAGGAAGAAUGAAGAGUUAGUUACUGUUACCUUUGAUGAUGGAAGAAUUUGUGCAUAUUCUGUUCAAAGGAAGUUAGAGAUGAGUCAACUGAUGAGAGUGGGAAAAGCUGAUGGAAAGCUCAAAGGGUACGACGCAAUGAAGAAAUGCACAAAUUUAACUAUACCCGUCUCGAGAUACUCUUCUGCGUUAAUCGUACGACUUCAUCCUCUCGAUCCAAGUAUUUACUUUGUUGGUACUAACGAAGGUACUAUUCACAAGUGUUCGUUAAAUUAUCUGAGCCAACAUUUAGAUGUAUUUCUUGCCCACGAAGGAUCUGUACACGAAUUGAAAUUUUCUCCUUUUUUCAAGCAAAUUUUUGCUACAUGCGGAGACGACUGGCAUACAAGAAUUUGGGCGGAAGGUAUUCCAGAACCAGUUCUUACCAUUUCUGGAAUGCAAAGUGUUCAAGGACUCGAUUGGAGCCCAACGCAUUCUACAAUUUUAGUUGUGAUUCGGGCGCAAAAUAUUGAAGUUUGGGAUGUCCAGAGAAAAGUUUAUGGAGCCCAGUCAAUAACACCAUCGCCUACUGGUACUAGAAAUACAGUGGUACAAUUUACCGAAUCAGGGAGAUGUCUUAUUGUAGGAGAUACUGAUGGAGAUGUCCAUGUUUUUUCAUUAGAAGAUAUGCCAUUUAUACCAUUUUUUCAAGAGAACUUACUAAGCGACUCUCUCGCAAGGGUACUAGUGACAAAUCCACAAGUACUGGCUAAUAUAAGGAAACUACGCCGAGCAUCUAAAGAACACAGAAUGACUUAA